AUGGAGAAAGAGAAGACUAAGAGUGCCCAUGUCCUGCUUCUUCCCUAUCCAGCUCAAGGCCACAUAAACCCACUCCUCCAAUUUGCCCAUCGCCUCACCGCCAACGGCCUGAGGGUCACCCUCGCGGUCCCGAUUCGAUGCUGCAAUGAUGUCAACAAAACCGACCCCUCGGCCCUCACCUCCAUUAACCUCGAAUUCAUCUCCGAUGGACAUGAUGGUGGCUUGCCAUCGGAUUUCGAUGCAGAGACUUAUGAGGCCGAACUCCACCAUGUCGGGUCACAGACAUUGGAUGACCUCAUAGCUCGACUCAAUGCACAGGGUUCCCGACUCGUCUGCCUCAUCUAUGAUUCGUUCCAUACGUGGGCCUUCAACGUCGCCCGCCCAUGCCCAUGGCAUCCUUGGAGUCGCCUUCCUAACACAGUCUUGUGCGACUGUCUGAAUUGGCUAGAUCAAAGGCCAACCAGAUCAGUAGUGUAUGUUUCCUUUGGGAGCAUGGCUGCUUUGUCCGCCGAGCAAAUGGAGGAGAUUGCUAGCGCCUUGCGCUUGAGCAAAUGGCCUUUCCUAUGGGUGGUGAGGCCCCCCCUCGAACACCAAAAGGGCGGGAAUUCCCUUCCCGAAGGAUUUGCAGAGGCCACCUCCAAGCAAGGGCUCGUGGUGCCAUGGUGCUCCCAGCUUGAUGUCCUAGCACAUCAAGCUGUUGGUUGUUUCGUGACUCACUGCGGUUGGAACUCGAAACUGGAGGGGCUAAGCCAAGGGGUUCCCAUGAUCGCAGCUCCCCUGUGGAGUGACCAGCAAACGAACUCGAAAUUCAUUUCUGACGUCUGGGAGGUAGGGGUGCGAGUCGAGGUUGACGAAAAUGAAGUCCUUCGCAGAGGAGAACUUGAAAGGUGCAUAAAGGAGUUCAUGGAAGGGGAGAGGGGAGAUCAGUUGAGGAAGAAUGCACAUAAGUGGAGAGAUUUGGCCAGGGAAGCUAUGAACGAGGGGGGAAGUUCUGAUAACAACACCAAAGAAUUUGCAGCCAUGGUUUCCAAUGGCCACUUCAACAAGUAG
Messenger RNA from Amborella trichopoda, 1050 nucleotides. RefSeq names its product UDP-glycosyltransferase 74E2. The record is from RefSeq and is a predicted model, not a curated record. NCBI's taxonomy places the organism in Eukaryota, Viridiplantae, Streptophyta, Magnoliopsida, Amborellales, Amborellaceae. Gene Ontology annotation, molecular function: UDP-glycosyltransferase activity.